GGAGGCCGAACGUCGUGCACGAACUGGAUAGAUUGGCCAAUCAGACAAAGAAUCUGAGGCAGAUCACAGCAGAUCUAUUGAAGGAACAUGCGUUCGAGACAGACCCAGAACAGCAUAGAUUUAAGUCCCUGCCACUAAUGAACAACAGGGCCAGUGACAUCAACUCCCUUGAGAUGAGACCCACUCUCUCUCAGCUCCACGCAGACUUGAAGUCCUUUGAGCACCAUUUUGCCUGGUUGAGCAGAGCGUCAAGGAAACACCACCACCCUGCUCUCCCUAAACUGGGACAGAUGAUGUCACUCAUCAAGUCUCUCACCAGCAUGCUAGAGCAUCAGAUGAUGAGAGUUGAUGCUCAGCGUCUCUCUCCUCCCUCUCCCUCGAUGCCGCCUCCUCCCCCCUCCCAGUUUGAUGUGUUACAGUCUUCCCAGGAGCUGCUACUACAGUUCAGACUCUUCUGUGAUUGGGCCCAACGAGUGUUCUCAGUGCUCAGUACAAAGUCCAAAAUGUCUGCAGUACAAUGAUGAUUCCUGAAGUGCUAUAGUCUAUAGGGAUACACAGAAUCCACACUACAACCAAUGGGGAUCUAAUAGCUUCAACCGGCACUACAACCAAUGGGGAUCUACUAGCUUCAACCGGCACUACAACCAAUGGGGAUCUACUAGCUUCAACCGGCACUACAAACAAUGGUGAUUCAAGAUAAACACACUACAACCUUGCACUGUUGUCACUGAAUGUCCAUUCUCAUUGUAGCCAAUGUGGGAGCUCCAUAUUCAAACUACAGCCUACGAGGAUCCACCAUAUUCACACUAUUACAACCAGUAAUGGUCUCCAAUAUUCACAAACACGUCACUGCCACCCCAUCCUCUCUCUUAAAUACCUUGUUCCUGACUGUGUUAUUUAUCUAUUUAUUUAUUUAUUUACUUAUUUAUUUGAUGUCAUUAUUUAUUUGAUUUUGUAACGUGUCACAUAUCAUUUUUACUUACUUUAUUGUUGUGAAUUUAAUUCCUUGUACCUUGUCAAUACUCCUAUUUUGUUCUCACUCUCCCCCCCUUCAUCCCUCUUCCCAAACUAAACAAGGAGACCACACAGUAGCACUUCCUGACUUCUUACAGUCUCUAAAGAUAUGGAUUGUAUUUUCAACUAUUUAACCUGUCUCUCUUUACAAAGGGUAGCCUAUUUCCGCCUGUAGAUGUAGCAAACAUACUUGGCUUGUAGCAAGCAUAUCUUGGGAGAGCGUACAUGUAUUUUUCUUACAGUGCUGUUCUUUACCUUGUAGAUUUAGGGUUACUCAUAGAAUCUUCUGAACAUGUUAAAUGUGCCACCUGUUUGGUUUUGUAAACUGUUAAGAGAAUAAUGAACCAUGCCUCAAUCAGGAUGUCAACACAACAUAGGAGGGUAGAUCGUUUUUCCAUGCGUUUAGUUGCUAUUUACAGUCACUGUGUCCCACAUGGAAAAAUAACAGGUGGUAUAUCUAACGCUGUGGUAAAGGUUUAUGAGUAUGCACUGAUCUAGGACCUGAUCUAAUCUCUUUGCACAAAUUUGUUAGGAUUAGACUUUUGAGUCAGCUGACCCUUACUCUGUGCCUUGGUACACAAUGUUUGAGCGUUUUAGUGACAUAAAUAAGAAAUUAAAAAACACCCCAAGCCUUAAAAUACUAUGUAUUGUGAUAUUGUGAUACUACGGUUCUGCACAGUUGUACAAUAAUGUAAAUUGUUGUAUACAAUGCAAUUGUCUAUUAUAGUUUUCUAUGAUAUUUAAUGUAGAAUACUCUGUCAAUGCUAUCCCUAUCGUUUUGUCGCAAUAUCAAUAAUAUUCUAUUCUAGUAUUUUGUUACAGUAUUUACUAUUUAUUUAAGUUACUUUGGUGGAACUAUUUAUUUGCGCUGCAGAGGAGCAAGUCUCCUGUUGUUUUUGUACUUUUAUACUGUUUCUAUUCAUAUUUACCAUUAUCAUUGCUUAUCAUCCAUGUUGAAAUCAUUGUAGUACCAUGCGUGAACGCUGUGGAAAACCUUGUGCUUGGGGUCUCCAGCACACAGACUGACUGAUUGGCCUAAAUGUGAAAUGUGUGCCUUGAAAAAAAAAAAGUUAAUAAAGAA
Molecule: messenger RNA, 2095 nt
Organism: Oncorhynchus nerka (sockeye salmon)
Lineage: Eukaryota; Metazoa; Chordata; Actinopteri; Salmoniformes; Salmonidae
Product: interleukin-11-like
Exons: 4
Coding region: 138-521 (127 amino acids)
Biological process (GO): positive regulation of MAPK cascade; positive regulation of cell population proliferation
Cellular component (GO): cytoplasm
Molecular function (GO): cytokine activity; growth factor activity
Source: RefSeq, a predicted model, not a curated record